AUGGCGUCCACAGUGCUCAGAAAUUACUGUAAGGUCCUUCAAAUUAAUGCCCGGCCGUUCAACCUGAUGCCUAAUUUCUCCGGAGUGCGACACAAAACCACAGUGCAGUAUGUCUCGCGUCCUGAGCUUCCGAAGCUGGCGUACAGGAAGCUGACCGGGAAAAGCCCAGGAGUGCUGUUCCUGCCUGGCUUCGCAUCCAACAUGGGUGGCCAGAAAGCCGAGGCCCUGGAGGAGUUCUGCAAGUCUUUAGGCCACUCCUACCUCAGGUUUGACUACACAGGCUGCGGGUCAUCUGAAGGUCGGAUGUCGGACUACAACAUCGGCACGUGGAAGAAAGACGUCCUGUUUGUUCUGGAUGAGCUUGUCGAGGGGCCGCAGAUCCUGGUUGGCUCCAGUAUGGGUGGCUGGCUCAUGCUGCUGGCGGCUCUGGCCCGACCGGAGAAGAUCGCCGCCCUGGUGGGCAUCUCCACCGCUGCAGACCACUUUGUCACAGCGUUCAACACUCUUCCCAUUGAGACGAAGAAGGAGAUUGAGGAGAAAGGCUCGUGGGUCCUGCCCACCAAACACAAUGAGGAGGGCUCCAUCACGCUGAGUCUGGACUUCCUGCGGGAGGCGGAGAACCACUGCGUCCUCCAGAGCCCCGUGCCCAUCUCCUGCCCGGUCCGCCUCAUCCACGGCCUCAAAGACACCGACGUUCCCUGGCACAUCUCCAUGCAGGUGGCCGAGAGAGUCCUCAGCAACGACGUGGACGUCAUUUUACGCAAGCACGGACGUCACCGCAUGACAGAGAAAGACGACAUCAAACUCAUGGUCUACACCAUCGAUGACCUCAUUGACAAACUCACCACUCUGGGCUAAGGGAUGUUACCUUUUACAGACCAAUCAGAGACCACAGCUCUGAGUAUUACCCGAUAUUGACUGAC
Molecule: messenger RNA, 923 nt
Organism: Chanos chanos (milkfish)
Lineage: Eukaryota; Metazoa; Chordata; Actinopteri; Gonorynchiformes; Chanidae
Gene: abhd10a
Product: abhydrolase domain containing 10, depalmitoylase a
Exons: 5
Coding region: 1-858 (285 amino acids)
Biological process (GO): protein depalmitoylation
Cellular component (GO): mitochondrion
Molecular function (GO): hydrolase activity, hydrolyzing O-glycosyl compounds; palmitoyl-(protein) hydrolase activity
Source: RefSeq, a predicted model, not a curated record